AACUCUCAAGCCAUGGAGGAACCUGCGUUAGCCUGUUUUCCAAGCCAGCCUAUUCUGGUGAGUCUCAAAAGAAAUAUGAUGCCCCAGACUUCAGAGAAGGAAAAACAGGUCCAUGUAGCCAAGACCAAGCGGAGACAUCGUGAAAGGUCUGCACUUCCUAGAAGACUCACCAGCUGCAUUUUCAAGAGGCCAGUUACAAGGAUGACUUCCCACCCUGGCAAUGAGCUCAGUUACAGUCAACGAGAGGAGACCUUGCAGGAGCCCCAGUAAGUCUGUGCAUACAGGAGACUGCAGAGUCUCCAAGCCUGCAGCAGUGAAGGAGAACUUUUAAGCACUUUUGAUAUCACAAAUAUCUUAAGUAUAAUUGCACCACGUGGUCCAGGUGAACGCCUGGGCUGUGCUGGUGCUGGGUCUGUAGACCUCAGCCUCAAGCCCACUGCCACACAGUCUUCAGACUGGGCAGAGAUG
Diceros bicornis minor is the source of this 468-nucleotide messenger RNA. RefSeq names its product putative methyl-CpG-binding domain protein 3-like 5. NCBI's taxonomy places the organism in Eukaryota, Metazoa, Chordata, Mammalia, Perissodactyla, Rhinocerotidae. The record is from RefSeq and is a predicted model, not a curated record. The transcript is spliced from 2 exons. The annotation marks the transcript as partial.